Molecule: messenger RNA, 2172 nt
Organism: Naegleria lovaniensis
Lineage: Eukaryota; Heterolobosea; Eutetramitea; Acrasida; Naegleriidae
Exons: 6
Coding region: 1-2172 (723 amino acids)
Biological process (GO): mismatch repair
Cellular component (GO): MutLalpha complex
Molecular function (GO): ATP binding; mismatched DNA binding; ATP-dependent DNA damage sensor activity
Source: RefSeq, a predicted model, not a curated record
AUGUUACAGGCAUCUUCAAGCGAUUCAACGAACAAAACAUCAUCGGAUGGCAAAAUAAAACCUCUCUCGGAGGAAGUAAUUGCUAAAAUUGCUGCUGGUGAGGUCAUUAUUGGACCUUCCAAUGCAAUCAAAGAGUUGUUAGAAAAUUCAUUGGAUGCUGGUGCGGAUUCGAUCACGAUUGAAGUUUCCGAUGAUGCUGGAUUAAAAUGUUUUAAAAUUAAAGAUAAUGGAUGUGGUAUUGGAGCUAAAGAUUUAGAGAUUGUGUGCAUGAGGCACACGACAAGUAAACUUACAUCCUAUGAUGAUUUAAAAACAAUUUCCACUUUCGGAUUUAGAGGAGAGGCUCUCAGUAGCGUUAGUCAGUGUGCGCACGUGACAAUAAUUUCCAAAACACAAGAACAAGAAUGUGCUAUUAAAGCUUCAUACAAGAAUGGUCACCUAGAUGGGGCUCUGAAAAAGAGUGCAGGUAUUAAAGGAACUUGUAUCACAGCAGAAAAUCUCUUUUACGACAACAAAACAAGAAGGGAGGCGAUCAACAAGAGUACAGAGAUGAAAAAGAUUACAGAAAUUACUCGAAAUUAUGCCUUACUGAAUACAGGAGUCAGUAUUACUCUCAAAAAGUUGGAUGGUAAACCAAUUUUCCAUACAGAUACAAAAAGCACUGUCAAGCAAAAUAUCAAAACAUUAUUUAGCAGCAAAAUAGAAAAGGAAAUAAUGGACGUAGAUAUCAAGAAUGAGAAACUUGAAUUGACAGGAAAGGCAUAUUUCACAAACGUGAAUUUUAGCUCAAAAGAAAAAGAAUUCAUAAUCUUUGUCAACAAACGUUUAAUAUCUCAUAGAGACCUCAAGAGAGCUGUUCUUAGCGUUUUUGAACCUUACUUACCAAAAGGAGGUCAUCCCUUUGUAUUUCUAAGUCUCAUGUUAAAUCCAAGAAAAGUCGAUGUCAACUUGCAUCCCACUAAAAAAGAGAUACUCUUUUUAGAUCAAGAAGCAAUUAUAGAAGAAGUGAAAGAAACAAUCAGAAAGAAGCUAUUAGGAUCUAACGAAUCAAGAGUAUUUGAUAUUGCUCAAAAAAUUGCCUCACCACGCCCAUCCACUCAGCCAUCAUCCUCUUCUUCUUCACGAUCUAAAUCAUCACUUCUGUCAAAUGAAGAUGAAGAUGGGGAUUACAUUGUGGUACCUGCAUCCUCUUCUAGCUCGUUCACACAAAAAGAACAACCCAAAAAUAAGGUCAGAACAUCAUCUUCAGAUCAAACAGGACAAAUGGAACGAUAUCUUACUCCUCAGAAACGAACCAUCGAUGCAGAACACCCACCAGCUGACACAGAACCAUCUGUUAAAAAACGAAAGGAAACUCCUUCAGAAGAUAUUGACUCACAACAAGAUGAUUCAACUGAAGAAGAUGUCCACAAGUUGGACAGUGUCAUCAGAUUGAAAGCUGAAAUAAGCGCAGACACGCACACAGAAUUGAAAACAUUAUUGAAAAAAAGUACUUUUGUGGGAUGGAUCAAUCCAAGACUUUCUCUCAUUCAAUACAAUGACAAACUAAUUUUAUUGAAUAUGGCCGUGUCAACUAAACACUUGAUCUAUCAGAGAAUUAUUCACAAGCUAAGCAAAUUCAAGUACAUUAAUUUACCCAAAAAGCUUGAUAUUAGAGAGCUUGUUAAAGCAACAGAAAUUGAUAGCUCUGCUGUAUCUGAAGUGGUGUCUCAAAUUUCAGCUCACAGAGAUCUAUUGAAAGCAUAUUUUGGAAUUGUGAUAACUGAAGACGACAAGCUAGAAGCGUUACCACAUAUUCUUGAAAAUUAUAUUCCUCCACUUCACAGACUUCCAGACUUUUUUUAUAAUUUGGCCACAAAAGUAGAUUGGCUCGAGGAGCUGAGUUGUAUCAAGGGUAUUUCCAUUCAAUUGAGCAAUUUUUAUGGCUUGUGUGAAAGUUAUGAACUCGAAGAGCCACAAGAAGGUUCGAACAGUCAAGUGAGUAAUGAUUCAACAACAUCUGGAGUGCCAUCUUGUAUUUACACAAAGGAACGACUGCAGUGGAUCACGGAACAUGUUAUUUUCCCUUCGAUUAAGCUGGUGUUUAAUCCACCAAACGACAUGGUGAAUGAUGGCUCUGUGGUUGAAAUUGCAUCUUUACCUGACUUGUUCAAGAUCUUUGAGAGAUGUUAA